AUGAUUAGAUCGUCACCAGUACUCAAAAGAAGUCCAGUUAAACAGUUACUUUUCCGUCGUAAUGUUGCCAAUCCACGGAUUGAAAAACCAGAAGUACAUAAGACUACCUUAACCUCGCAUGAAAAGCCCAGUGGAUUUUCCAGUGCUAGUAUUAAGAACGGUAAUGUUGAUCAGCCAUUAUUCCCUAAAGGAACGUUUUGGAGAACGUAUAGACAAUCGAUUUCUGGAUUUAUUGGGGGGUUAGCCCUGGCUCUUUUCAUUAUGUAUCUUUGGCCGGUUGCAACCAUUAAGGCCAGUGAUACUAUUGGUGGGGUUCCAUCGAGAGGCGAAACUGCUGCAGUUGGAUACAACCGACUCACGAAAGAAGUUGAUGUUAAUAUUCCACAAACGUAUGCCCAUAAGGAUAAACCGGUUGACGAUGAAUGA
Hyphopichia burtonii NRRL Y-1933 is the source of this 426-nucleotide messenger RNA. RefSeq lists its product as uncharacterized. Lineage: Eukaryota; Fungi; Ascomycota; Pichiomycetes; Serinales; Debaryomycetaceae. The coding region runs from base 1 to 426 and encodes 141 amino acids. The transcript has a single exon. The record is from RefSeq and is a predicted model, not a curated record.